This is a messenger RNA of Ceutorhynchus assimilis (cabbage seed weevil), 1949 nucleotides long. NCBI's taxonomy places the organism in Eukaryota, Metazoa, Arthropoda, Insecta, Coleoptera, Curculionidae. The record is from the annotation of a GenBank genome assembly.
GCGACUGGCAAGUGGCAACCAACGGCAGUACUAUAGUACCGCCAUAGGUUACGCUCGUAUAUAAUCUAGUCAAUAAUACGAAAUCGCCGUCUUCGAAACUGAAACGAGUUUUUACUUUUCUUUGAGCGUCAGACGUGAUAGUUCCAUAUAAGUUUUUCGUAUCUCGCGUGCUUUCACCGAACACACCUUGGGAUAAUCUUUUGUUUACAGGUGAACAUCACAGUGUCACACUUUGCGGUACCAUCAGUACUAGCUGUUGUUUUUUUUUUCGGUACCUAAAGCUGUGACAUAAUGAACCAGAAUAACAGACACACCAUAGCAAUACCAAAAUACAAUGCAGGUUCCAACAUUCCAUUGCGCAGAACAUUAAGUAGGCAGAGUUCGAAUUCUAGUAUCACCUCUACAAAACCCAGGUUAUCUAGCGAUCCAGCUCAUCGAUGGAAACAAAAAUACGAAGAGAGCGAAGAGAAAAGAAAAGCUUUAUUAACAGAGAAAGAAAAAGCUUUGAGAAGUCUGAAUGAUCUUGAGAAAAAGCAUCUUAAUCUUCAAGUAAAACAUGAACACCUCGAAACUGAACUUUUCGAGAAAAAUGAAGAAUUUACCAAGCUAUCAACAGCAUCAAAAAACCUUUAUAAGGAGUACGAAACGUUAAAGAACCAGUAUGAAACCGAAACGGGCGCUAUGGCAAGAGCUCUCAAAGAUGCCACACAAUGGUAUAAGGAAAACAAGCAACUGAAAAGAAAAACAUUGCUAUUGGCGGAUAAAGAUACAGUUGACGAAGGGGUUGAUGCUGGAGAGGCCGCCCACGAUGCGGAUAUUGAAAAUUUAAAUAAAACGAUCAAGCAGCUUAGUACAGAAGUAGCAGAACUACAGACUGAAUUAGAUUCUGUACGACAAAAUGAAUUCCAAACGCUAGAGCUAAAUGCCAAAUUAUCGGAAGAUUUGGAUUUAGUCAGAAGAGAAAACAUGUCUCUACAGAAAAAUCUCGAUGAACUUCGAACAGAACACAAUCAGUUGUUGCGGGUAUCUCAAAUGAUGACGAAGGAAAUGGAGGAAAUGAGAGAAAUGAAGGAGUGUCAACGAAAUGAAAUAAAGGACUUAAGGAAAGAAGCCGGUGAGCAGAAAAAGGAGAGAAACAUUCUGGCCCACCAAAGCAAUUUGUUGCUUCAAGGACUCAGUGAAGAGAGCGGGACCGAUUCCUUGAUGCUUCUGCAAGAAAUAGAAAAUCUUAAGAGAACGAUAGAAGAUGAAAGAACCAAAUACGAGGAAGAACUAAAUAGCUUACAGGAGCGACUGGAAGAUCAAGAAAACAACUCUCAUAUUGAAAUACUCGAAGAAAGAUUGAAGUUAGUUGAAGCAGAACUCCAAGAAGCCAUUGCACGGGCUGAGGCUGCCGAACAAAAUCUAAGAGCUCCUCCACCCCCACCUCCGCCACCGCCACCACCACCACUGAUACCCAUGGAUAAGCCACCAGUAGUUCCUCUUCGCAGACGAAAAAGCAGGGCCACUGUAGAAGAUAUUGCGAUUACCAUAGGUGUCCAAGAAACUGCCGCAGAAAAGAAACCUCCAGCGCCUGGUGUUAACGAAGAUAUCAUAAACGCUAUAAAAGAAGGUAAAUUCACUUUGAGAAAGCGAAGAAAGGACAAUAAUAAUGAACCUAAAGAGAAAGAUAAAGAAACCCCCAAAGCGGUGUCAGAACUCCUCAACAUCUUGGGAAGCUUGAGACGGGCGCCAAAAAAAAGACAGAGUCAGUUAAUUGCUGAUGCCCAGCAAUAGAAAUAUUUUCAAGUGUUUAUAACGUUAAGUAUUAUUAUUUUUUUUAUUUAAGUACUGUUUUAUAAUAAAUUAUAUUUUGUUUAUAAAUAAAUAUACCUAUUUAUACACAUGCAAGUUUGAUGUUGUUGGUUGUUGUUUGAUUAGGUAUUUAUUGUGUCAGUUUAACAUUGAAG